CCUCCCCCUUGUCCACCACCCGGCCUCUGAGAAGCGCAUCAAGAAGCGCGAGCCCAUUGCACUCUUCAAGCAACCAUCGAGACUAUCAGGAGAAGCACUGGCGGCGACGGCUGCCAUGAGCUCGAAUUGAUAGCUGUUCUGAGGGCGGCUUUUGCACAACAGUGCGUCCAGCGACGACUCUGUAGCAUAACAAAGGAUCAUUCAAUACCUACAAUCUACAUCUAAAAACAUACACCCAACCCUCUGAUGGCCGCAUCAACUCGAGCGAUCACGCCCACGCACUCUGGCCCUUUCACCGCGCCCAACAGGCCGUCCACUCCCAACUCAAUAGGCGUCAACGCCGCCAGCCGCAACUCGAACUCAGCAGCAACGUUUGGCACGCAUCUCACCAAGUCUCCGCGCGGUCUCUCGCCGGGGCACUCUCCUCAACCGCUGACGGGCGCGACUGCUAUGGCCGACGAGCGCCGUCUGAGAGAGCAAGAGAAGUCUCGACAGACUAGUCCUAAUCCAGCACUCGCAAUCGUCCAGAGCCUCAUUGGCACCGCGCCGUCCGUAAUGAGCCGACCCAAGGACGCGCCCCCAGAGCCCGCGCAAAUGAGCGCACCGCUUGAAAAGGCGGCCAAGUCCAUCGUGAUUCCUGAGCAAGUCACCGGGGACAACAUGCAAACAAGUCCCGUGAGUCUUUCUAGCUUUGGCUCCGCUGACUCUACCACCGCCCCGACCGCAACUGCCACCGAGGCCACCGCCGGACCGAUGACAAUGACGAUGGGCAACCCUCCGACUCAAGAUGGCCUGCCUCCGCCACACCACCAUCAACCCAUUGCUCCAAAUCCAGGUGACGCGCCUAGCAACCGCGCAUUUACCUUCCCCGGCCCAUUGGCUCCAGACCUCGACCCUCGUGCUCCAUCGCGCCAGAUGAGUCUCCCCGGAUACGGGCAGAACAGUCCCAAGUCGCCCUCAACCAAGCGCCACAAAUGUCCCUACUGCUCGACCGACUUUACGCGACAUCACAAUCUCAAGAGCCAUCUCUUGACGCACAGCCAGGAGAAGCCAUAUGAAUGUCCCACGUGCCAAGCCCGCUUCCGCCGUCUGCAUGAUUUGAAACGCCACACGAAACUUCACACUGGCGAGCGACCACACACCUGUCCCAAAUGCGGCCGCCGAUUUGCGCGCGGCGACGCCUUGGCCCGCCACAACAAAGGCCAGGGUGGCUGUGCUGGUCGACGGUCAAGUUUCGGGCUUGACGAUGAUAUGGCUGAUGCUAAGGGUGAGGAUGGCAUGGAUGGCGUCGUUUACCAUGAAGACCACGAUGGAGACGCUAGGAUGGAAGAUGACGAAGAUGGCGAGGGACAUCGGCGUGUGAGUGAGCCAGCGCGUAAGAGGCAAAAUACCGGAAACUCUACGCAAGCUCCGUCAAGUCUUUCGUCGAUCCACUACAACGCCAACCAGGCCAACGUAUUUGGGCAGGGCGGAAUGACCGAGAGUCCGAAGCCCCUAUCCCCAGGCCAGACCGAGCACCAUCGACUUGGUGCACCGCAAGGCAGCCUUCCAGGCGCCCGCUCACCGAACAUGUCGCAGCAAUUGCAUCACCAGAACUUUGCUGGUGGCGCUGGACGCGGCGGGUCGCCAAUGGGCAUGGCUCCUCCGCACGGCUCAAGCGGCCCGCAGUUGCCAGCUUUACCCUUGCCAAGUCUCCACCCUAUGACAGGUGCCCGCCAAGGCUCGCAGGGCGGAAAAGGAAGCGGACCCAGCAUGCUCCAGCACCAACAGAUGCCCGGCCCAGGAACCGCUUCCCAACCUGGAAGCAUGUCAAGUCACGGCGCCAGCAGCGUGGGCAGCAUGCGCGAAGUCAUUGGAGGUCGGGAUAUCGACAUCUAUUCCUAUGUGCGUGAAGUUGAGGGCCGCAUGGCACGAAUGAAGGAAGAACACGAGCAGAAGAUGGCCUCGCUGCAGGACGAAGUGACCACUCUUCGCGCCCAACUUGCUCAGCAACAUCAGCAACAGCAACAGCAACAGCAACAGCAACAGCAACAGCAACAGCAAGCUGCGACUCAACAAGGCCAUUAG
Molecule: messenger RNA, 2067 nt
Organism: Lindgomyces ingoldianus
Lineage: Eukaryota; Fungi; Ascomycota; Dothideomycetes; Pleosporales; Lindgomycetaceae
Exons: 3
Coding region: 247-2067 (606 amino acids)
Biological process (GO): regulation of transcription by RNA polymerase II
Cellular component (GO): nucleus
Molecular function (GO): DNA-binding transcription factor activity, RNA polymerase II-specific; RNA polymerase II cis-regulatory region sequence-specific DNA binding
Source: RefSeq, a predicted model, not a curated record